Molecule: messenger RNA, 1107 nt
Organism: Microthlaspi erraticum
Lineage: Eukaryota; Viridiplantae; Streptophyta; Magnoliopsida; Brassicales; Brassicaceae
Source: the annotation of a GenBank genome assembly
AUGACCUUUUCAAAACAAGUCGGUCUCCAUCUCCAUCUCAUCUUCUUCAUUUUCCUUCUCCUAAACCCCUCAGAAGCAAAACGUUGCUACAGUUCCUCAUGUGGAGGAGGCACAAACGUCGACGUUCGUUUCCCUUUCUGGCUAUUCCCCAAACACUCUUCUUCCUGUGGCCACGAUGGAUUCAACCUCCUAUGCACCGAUCGCCACGAGACAGCCUUAAAGCUCCCAAAUUCCGGACUAUUUAUCGUCGGAGAGAUUGACUAUGAAAAACAGAGAAUUCGACUCAACGACCCAAACAAUUGCUUAGCCAGACGAGUUCUUAGCUUCGACGCCACGGAAUCUCCUUUUUCUCCUCUCCACCUUCUCAACUACACCAUCUUGAGCUGUCCUAAAGAUGACAUCAAACCUUCCUCUCCUUACAAACUCAUUCAUUGCCUUGGUAAUUCCACGUCCUCCUUCUUCGCCGCUCGCUCUGAUCUCGCGAGUUCGAUGCCUUCCUCUUGUCAAAUCUUCAAGACAUUACUUCUUCCUGUUUCUUCACCGCUCCCCGUUGACCUCAAUGAUCAAGAAGACCUCUGGCUCAAAUGGGACUCGCCCAAUUGCGGAGAUUGUGAGAGUAAUCGUUCUUUAUGUGGUUUCAAAAAUAAGACCACUCUCGAAAUCAAAUGCUGCAAAUCCUUAAAAUCUGGACUCUACAACUUCAUCGUACUAGUACUAAAGUUAAUCUGCCUCUUCCUGAUCGCACUACUCGUCGCAAUAGCCACUUUUGUGGCAUAUGUCACGUUCAGUGCCGAGAGGCUCCCCACCCAGAUACGAAGACACGUGUCACGGCUUUUCGCUCGCAAACCGCGUAGUGGUCGAGCAAAGUCAGCGAUCGUUGGAUUGUACAAGAAAGUGGUGUUAGAGAGAAAUAUGAAGCUCCCGGGGAGAAAUGAUGCUAUAUGUCCAAUUUGUUUAUCGGAAUAUGCGAGCAACGAGACCAUUGGGUGCUUACUCGGAUGUGAACACUGCUUCCACGUCGAAUGUAUCGACACGUGGCUCCAUUUGCAUAGUUCUUGUCCGAUUUGUCGAAACCAAGUCUCACCAAAACCCAACUUUUGUUACUAA